GCAGACACGGGCAAUAUUUAUCUCAGUAUUAUCUCAAACGUUCGAAAGUAAUACUAACUCUAUGAUAAAAUAUAAAAAGCAUAUUUAGGCUGAAUAUUCCAGUGGCACGUGCGUUGCUUUAGUGUGAAUUUUAAGUAAAAAAUAUGUGUUUAGUGGAGUGAGAGAUUUUGCUUGUUUUUUUUUGCGAUUGUCGGCGCCAGAAUGUCUGAUGAGCUCGAGGCUCGGAUGUGGGACGACGGGAGCUCCCGGUACGAGUCCCGGAGCCGCGGACCCUACUUCGAGUCGGCCUUCGCCUCCUCAGAACACUUAGACAGAGCCCCUUUGUUGUCUGAGGAGACGUACACGGAUGUCCCGGUGUCGACGGAGUCUGAUGUGGAGCACUGCCACUGGAAGGCGCAGGCCGAGCCGCCCAGCGCUGUGCCACAACUCUUCACCGCGCUGGUGUUAUGCGGCAUAUUCAUGAUAUGCGAGUUGAUAGGCGGCUACCUGGCCGGCAGCCUGUCGGUGAUGAGCGACGCGGCGCACAUGCUGAGCGACUGCGGCGGGUUCGCGCUGGCGCUGCUCGCCUUCCACUGCGCCAAGAGGCGGCCCGAUGUCGCCAUGUCCUACGGGUAUAAGCGGGCUGAGGUACUAGGCGCGAUGCUAUCAGUCCUCCUGAUCUGGAUCCUGACGGGCGUGUUCGUGUACGUGGCGGUGGUCCGGCUGCACACCGGCGAGUACAACAUCGAGCCCGACAUGAUGAUGAUCGUGUCCGGCUGCGGCGUCGGCUUCAACGUCAUCCUGGCGCUGGUGCUGCACGGCUGCGGGUCUGAUAUAGCCCACCACCACACGCACGGCGGCGCGGCAUGUGCGCACGCGCACGCCCCCGGCGGAGGCUCGCCCCGCGGCUGGCGCCUGUUCCGCCGCAACCGGGACCACAAGCAGGCCAACGGGGCGCUCGUCAACGGGGACUACACCAUGAAGGACUUGGCCGGGGUCGAGGCUAAUGUUGUAGGGUCCCAGCCGAGGAACAUUAAUCUCCGCGCUGCACUGAUCCACGUCAUCGGUGAUUUAAUACAGAGCUGUGGUGUUCUGCUCGCAUCCAUUUUAAUUAAAUUCUAUCCGGAAGCGAAGUUCGUGGACCCGAUCUGCACGUUCGUGUUCAGCUUCCUGGUGCUGCUGACGUCCGCGCGCGUCGUGCGGGACGCGCUCGCCAUGCUCAUGCAGGCCGUGCCCAAGCAGUUCCGUUACCGCGAGUGCGUGUCGUCCCUGUCGCAGCUGUCGGGAGUCCGCCACGUGCACUCGCUGCACGCGUGGGCGCUGUCCACGCAUCACAUCGUACUCACCGCGCACGUCGCUAUCGAUGAGCUAACGGACCCGGAGGUAGUCCUCCGCGCGUGCCAGCAGCUGGCGCGCGCGGAGUGGCGCGUGUCGUCCGCCACGUUCCAGAUCGAGCGCUACGCCGUGCGCAUGCGCAGCUGCCCCGACUGCGGCCUGCAGCCCGCACACACGCCCUGACACCUCACCACGCUGUCCUAGCUGCAGGAAGGGGCACAUUAAAAUGAAGACGAAAGCAACAAAAACUGAUUCGAUUGACGCGGAUUGUCUAUCCAAGGGGCCAGUGAAUGAACAGUGACCGAACGAUAUUAUAGUAAGUACAAUUGAAGCAGUGCCGC
This is a messenger RNA of Trichoplusia ni (cabbage looper), 1655 nucleotides long. RefSeq names its product zinc transporter 2-like. Gene Ontology annotation, biological process: response to zinc ion; zinc ion transmembrane transport. The record is from RefSeq and is a predicted model, not a curated record. Gene Ontology annotation, cellular component: plasma membrane. Lineage: Eukaryota; Metazoa; Arthropoda; Insecta; Lepidoptera; Noctuidae. Gene Ontology annotation, molecular function: zinc ion transmembrane transporter activity. The coding region runs from base 202 to 1497 and encodes 431 amino acids. The transcript has 10 exons.